UUGUGGUUCAACAGAGAAAAAAGCGAUCAUUCUCUCGACAAAGUCAUGACGAUCAUCAAGAACUCAUCACCAUCUCCGAAUACAUCGUCUGCGAGUGCUUAUCACAGCGAUCCAUCUUCAAUCCUACUUUCUGAAUCCCCUUCUUCUAAUUCGCGGAUAUCGUGGCGUUUUGGCGGGAACCCAGUCUCAAGUUGGCAGACGACACCGCAAAUUACCCAAUCAACAUAUUCCCAGCUCGCCUGCGACAGUGGCGCGUUUGAAUCGGAUGCUGGAUCAUCGACAACAGACGCGGGAUGGUACUCGGAGACAUCAGAUCCAACAGAUGACAGCUGUUGUGGACAAGAGUUUGAAAACAGCAGAAAUGCGGAGAAGACGCUAUCGGAAAACGUGAUCCCCUGCCAAUCGCCGAAAUCAUCUGAUGACAUCACAGCUGCAGACAUCGACACAUCGGAUUGUAUCCAAGACGGACAUUCAGAAGCAGACGAUCGCAAUGAUUCUGUCACGGCGAUAUUUAGAAAAAACUUUGCACGUCGACGGCCCAGGAAACAAAGUAGACCAGAGAAGAGCGCCAGACGGUUCGACCCAGGUUUCAAGGGAGUUGUGCUGAAAUUCAAGACGAAACUUGAUAGUUUGAAUUGCCGAUAUAAAUUGCGCAUCAGAUCAUAUUAUAGUUGUCAUCGCCGCACCCGUAAUUGUCGCUACCAUCGGCACGACAGCAGACGAACUUUCCUGACCAAUGUGGACUCAACCAGUAGCUCCGACUCGGAUGUUGAUUUGGUAGUUUCUAAAAAGAACAAGCAUCGACAGAUGGGGAAAACGGGCAAGCAGUGCGCAUCUUGCGGUACGAAGAAAACACCACUAUGGAGAGAUGCCGAAGACGGUACUCCACUCUGUAACGCAUGUGGAAUCAGGUACAAGAAAUACCGAAUCCGUUGCAGCUACUGCUGGUACGUUCCCAGGAAGGCGGGCAAAUCAUGCCCCAUCUGCUCCAGUUGUGGUGAGAGGGUCCAGCUCUCUCAUGGAAGAAAAAUGUCCACAUACGUAUUCGUAACCAAGUUUGGAAAGUUCUAUAAGAAGCAAAUGUAGUUGUGGGUGACAUGAUAUGAUUGUUCCCAGUGAUUUAAUGUGAGCUUACUGCUGGUAGAUACUGUCUCAAAUGUAAUCACCAUGGUGAAAUUGGUAAGUGUUGAGACAUCGUGGCAUUCGGCUGAUUCUGAAGAUGUUUCUUGAUCAUCAUCGAGCGAAACUAAGAUUUUCGAACUGCCAAUCGCAUCUGGACGUUGAUGGCUCAGAUCAUGAUUAGAUGUCAUGAACGGCGCUCCUUGGAGACGUACUAUACUGUUAGUUCAUACAAAGUGUUUGUUUUAUAUUGUUGUUAAUAUCAUGGUGGGUGUAUUGUUUGCCCAUCGCAUGCCGUGGCUAUAGAUCAGGUCAGAGUAACAAUUGAAGUACAUUAAUGAGUUAUUUCUAACUCUCACAAUUUGACGCAUUGUGUCGCCGAGAUAGAAACCGUUUGCAUGGUGGUUUGCCUUAUACAUCCAUAUCGUUGUAUUCAUGGAUAGGAUUGAAAAUUAAUGGAAAGGUCGUAAUGGAAGCAUUGAUUGUCAAAUAUUAGCGAACCAUUUUCUGGUAAUCUCCCUUCUUGUCGUUUCAAUUGUAUUCAAUGUUUGUUAUACUCUUUUUCUUAGGGUACGAAUGUUUGUUUGGAUAAAAAGAUGAAAUCGGGAAGGUUUGAAGCAUUUUUUUAGUUCUCGUUCUGGCUUUUGUUUUAUAUGGUUGUCGCUAAGAAAAUAGCUAACUAUUUAUUUCAUUUGUUCAGUUGUUUGUUGGGCUACAUUGAUUGAUUUGUUGUACAAUUUUCACGGUUUG
Molecule: messenger RNA, 1869 nt
Organism: Lineus longissimus
Lineage: Eukaryota; Metazoa; Nemertea; Pilidiophora; Heteronemertea; Lineidae
Exons: 4
Coding region: 46-1086 (346 amino acids)
Biological process (GO): spermatogenesis; regulation of transcription by RNA polymerase II; oocyte development
Cellular component (GO): nucleus
Molecular function (GO): sequence-specific DNA binding; zinc ion binding
Source: RefSeq, a predicted model, not a curated record